This is a messenger RNA of Pecten maximus, 6053 nucleotides long. Its product is annotated as amidase-like. The record is from RefSeq and is a predicted model, not a curated record. Bases 256 to 1857 code for a protein of 533 amino acids. Lineage: Eukaryota; Metazoa; Mollusca; Bivalvia; Pectinida; Pectinidae. Gene Ontology annotation, molecular function: catalytic activity. The transcript has 11 exons.
AUGAUGUAUUUGUUAGUGUUGACAGAUUCCUGCUGACCAAUAAGCGCUAUAAUGUCCUGGGUGGAUAAUGCUUCUCUGAAACGUUUGCUUUCGAAGUUUGGUUGAUCGACGGAUACAAGUUAUACAAGUCAUUCACUCUCGAUAUUUCGGUCGGCGUUAACUCGUUUGCGACGUGAACUCGUUACCGCCCACCGAACAGUACACAAAUGGUAUCACUGCUCUAGAGUGAUAUCGGACACAAGCUGCAAGUUAACAAUGGCCGACCACAGACAGUCUCCCGAACUCCUGAAAAGUCCCGCAGUACUGCUGCCGUCCAAAUCAGAAUUGACGAAGAUCUCGGAGGAUCUCCGCCUGAAAUGCACUGAGGAGGAGAUAAAUGCUUUCCACGAACACUUUAAAGGUACUAUGAAGACUUACCAGAGGGUCAAUGAAAUUCCUGAACCGCAACUCCCAGUCAAGUACCCGAGGACACCGGGCCACAGAGAAGCGAAAGACAGUGCGUGGUAUUGGAGAUGUGACAUCAAAGGUGCUGACACUGGGAAGUUGGUUGGUAAAACCGUGGGAGUCAAAGACAAUGUGGCUGUGGCAGGAGUUCCAAUGAUGGAUGGUAACAAACAGUUGGAGGGAUACACCCCGGAAUUCGAUGCGACAAUCGUCACAAGGAUCCUGGAUGCUGGUGGGCGUAUUUUGGGUAAGACGGCAUGUGAGGACCUCAGUUUGUCGGGGAAUUCGUGGACACCUUCUACAGGACCUAUCCCUAACCCCCACUGUUCUACACGGAGUGCCGGGGGGUCUAGUGGCGGCUCCGCCUCACUGGUUGCCCGAGGAGAAAUAGACAUGGCGAUCGGUGGUGACCAGGGCGGGUCUAUCCGAAUUCCGUCGAGCUGGUCUGGAACUGUCGGACACAAGCCAACGUUUGGACUAGUUCCGUAUACAGGGGCAGUCCCUAUAGAGAUGACCGUUGACCACCUGGGGCCCAUCACGCGCACAGUGGCGGAUUGUGCUCUCUUACUGGAGGUGUUGGCUGGGUAUGAUAAUGGAACGGACCCUCGACAACAUCCGUGCAUCGAAGUACCUCCCUACUCCAGCCUGCUUACUCAAGGUGUGGCUGGUAAACGAGUUGGACUCGUGACAGAGGGAUUUGAAGGAAUAGACAAAGGUGUUUGUACUUGUGUCAGGGAGGCAGCACAUUUACUACAGGAGGCGGGGGUCGUGGUGGAGGAGGUGUCCAUCCCACUUCAUGCCGACGGUCUUGACAUAUGGACUCCAGUUUGUUUCGAAGGAGCCUAUAACAUGAUGAUAAAAGGAAAUGGGAAUGGUCAGAAUUGGAAGGGACAUUACUGUUUGUCAAUGCAAGAGGCUCUAGCACGUGGUUACAACCUGCGUCCACAUGACUUCAGUAUGCCGUGUAAAUUGCUGGCGGUUUUCUCAGAGUACAUGGCCAGGAACUAUCAGAACAAAUUCUACGCCAAAGCACAGAAUCUUACCCGUCUACUCACCCAGGCGUAUGACCAUGCGCUGAGGACUUAUGAUGUCCUGAUAAUGCCCACGCUCCCUUCUACAGCAAUGGCUCUGCCUACAACUGAAACAUCUAUAUCGGAAAUUCUCCACCUCACAUUUGCAAUGAUAAAGAACACUGCACCUUUUGACUCAACUGGACAUCCGGCCCUGACAAUAAAUGCGGGACUAUUGGAGGGACUUCCGGUCGGGAUGAUGCUUGUGGGUCGACACUUUGAUGACUUAACAGUCCUGCAAAUGGCACACGCUUUUGAAAAAAUCAGAGAUAAAAGCCUAUCAUUGUAUCUAGAUUUCCUCUGUAUAUAUAUGUAUAUAUGCACGAUAAAAUUCAACUUAUGACUUGGACUGUAUCAUUUAAAGAAACAACAGAGAAACCAACAUAAUAAUGAUACCGUGAUUCUUACUCAAGUUAGAUAAUACCGUCACUCUUGAAAAUGUCCAAAAGAGAAAUUAGUCAGAAAUGGGACGAAAAAACGGUAUUAAAUCCUUUCCCUCUCAAGCUUGCCACCGGGAGCACAUGCACCCGGAUAUCUACGAAAGCCUUUUAGUGUCAAUAAGAUAAAAUAUAGUUAAUUGAUACACGUGAUAACGCGAUAAACACGUAAUUACGGAAAUAAAGCCGCUUAUUUGCGUUAUAAUGCAGAAAAAGGCGUAACAACGCGAACAAAAACGCAGUAACAACGCAAAAAAAAGUAAUAACGCGAAAAAAUCACGAAAUAACGCAAGAAGAACACGCAAUGACGUAAAUUAAUACACGUGAUAACGAAACAAAAACACAAAAUAACGUAAAUUAAUACACAUAAUAUCGCGAAUAAAACACGUAAUAACGGAAAUAGAAACACGUCAAAACGUCAAUUAAAACACGAAAUAAGGCAAAUCAGAACACAUUAUAACGCGGAAAAAACACGUUCUAUCGCAAAUAAAACACGUAAAAACGCAAAUCGAAAGACUAUGAAAGAACAGAGAUUUCUUCAUUAAUGAUAUCUAAAACUCUCCUCAAACCAUUGAUCAACACUGGGCAGAUAAGUGGUUAGUAAAUUUUAAUCCUGCUAAGACAGAGGCAUUACUUGUUUCCAACUUUGAGCUUGACCAUGUAAUUAAAAAUAAAGUUUGAUCAUGUAAAUCUUGACUUUGUAGAGAUGCAUAAGCACCUAGGAGUAAUAUUAGAUGAAAAUUGUAAAUUGAGCUGCCAUAUUGAAAAUAUUUGUAAAAAUGUGUCAAAACAGGUACUAGUAAGUGUUUUACGAAAACUGAAAUUCAAUAAUGUAUGUGUUGAACGGACGAACUUUAGAUAAAAUAUACAGAUCAUACAUUCUUCCUUUACUAGAGUGGUCUAAUCCUGUUUCUCCCAAAACUGAAAAUCAAGGCAAAAUUGUUUUGGGAGAAUCGGGAUUUGUUUACACAGAGGUCUAAUUAUUAAGUAAACAUAGAAGGUCAUUAUCUCUCUCAUUCAUUUAUUGCAAAAUCGAGGUAAAUACAGGUAGAUAGGUGAAAGAACUACAAAAAUGUCAAUUUAAUGUUAUACUUUGAUAUGUGAAAUUAUGAUAUUAAAUUUCAUACAUAAUCAUAUAUAUGUGAAUAUAUGUUUCAAACAUAUUCUACACUUUAAAAAGUUAAAAAUAAUGCAUAUAUAUGUACUUUUUACUGAUGAUAUGAUACUUGUACAAUGGAUAACUAAUAUGCACUAUUAUCUUCAAAAUAGAAUUUAAUAAGCACCACAUAUACAUCCAUACAUACAUUACAAAUGAACGAUAUUUAUAUCAUAAAUAAACCAAUAGUUUACUUUCUUUGUACAGUUGUAUAAUAUUUGUACUGUAUAACAAAAUAUGAAUUUAUACUAAGGAUGACACAUUGUUAACAGAACUGUAUGUAACUACAUAUAUGUAGUAUGUUUUUUUUCACUCCAUUUGUAAUAAAUAUGUUGCUCGGUCGCAAUAGUUGAUGUAGUCGUUGCGUAGAAGGGUUUUCAGUUGGGUCAAACGGUUGUUUAGUUGUCGGUAUCUGCGUCUCUUGGGCAUUUGCAGUCCUCUGGCAGCAAAGCUGAAGUCGGGUGAUGUCGUUUGUAGCCUGGAUUUCUUUGAGUACACGGAUGAAGAUGUAAAUGUUUGGAUGUGCGUGUGGGAUCCUCUUGGUUGCUGGUAGUGGCAAAGACUAGCAUGCGUUGGUUGACUGUGUUGUCAUCAAAAAGGAGGAAUUGGUCACCGUUAUUGGUUCGAGUCCAUUCAUCUUCCAAAAUGAUGUCUGCCAAGGAUGUCGGUAGCUUUGGUAGUAGUUUGCUUCUGGAGUGGUCAAGGGAUGUCUUACAGGCUGCGUAGGUGGGAAUCUGCUCAAGUAGUGGUCUGUCAGCUGCCCAGGCCUGUGUCUGUAAUUUGGAUACUUCUUCGUCGUAGAUGGCGGGUAUGGGUUUGAGUUCCUUCCUACACCUGUCCUUGAUGCUGUUCAUUAUCUUCUUAACUUCCCCCUGGAAAUGGUUGGGUGGGUGGUUGUGUUGACUGAAUUUUACAGGAAUAUCAUUGGUAGUAUUGAUGGUUGCAGGACAGUCUUUAUCACAGCAUCUCCAGUAGGUAGUGUCUCUGUAGUUGUUCUUCACCAUGUACCGGUAUCCAGCCUGGAGUAGAGUCCUAACACCAUGUUUGUUUGCAGUAAACUGGACGUACUUGGUAGUUAGCCAUACUGAGAAUGAUGAAUUUUCUGGUGAUAGACUGUUUUAUAUACUUAUUUUUAAGCUUGGGUGUUCAGUGCAUGGCAUGUAGCUUGGGUGUUCAAUUUUCUUCAUUAGCUUUAAUUAGUUACAUCUCUUCUGAGGUUGAACGAAUAGCUUAAUUGGUACAGACAACAUCUCUCCUGAAGAUGAACAUAGCCUAAUUAGUGACACCUCUCCUGAAGAUGAUAAUUUGUAAUAUGAGGAAUGCAUAUAAAAAAAAAGUCAAUUAAAUCAAAAAUAUUAAAAUAUAAAUAACUUAAAAUAAUUUAUCAUCUUAUUAAAAUGCACGUUUUAUUUUUAAAUUCAAUCCAUCUGUGGAUAUAUGGAUAAAUAUAUUAUCUUUAUUUAUUUGUCGACUGAUACAUUCAGUAAUAGACACCUUGAUUUACCUGUAAAGGUAACAAGAACGUUGAUUUACCUGUACAGGUAGCAGUUAACUUCAUUGUUAAAACUCCUCCUACAUACAAAUGUAAGUUUUUGGGAGAACAAGGAUACAUAUUUUUCAGUUUUGGGAGAAACAGGAUGACACCAUUAGAGUAUGGGACGGAUGUACUCUCGAUGAUGCGGACAAUUUAGAAAAACUCCAGUUAGAGUAUAUUCGUUUAAUUACUGGAUUACCUUCUUAAACAUGUAGGGAAUCAUUAUAUUCUGAGAGUGCACUAGAACCAUUAACAAAUAGAAGGAAAAGAAGAAAAUUACAACUUUUCUACAAAAUUUACGCUAAUCUAAUGCCGGACUAUCUUACAGCUUUAGUUUCGCAAAAUAUACAAUAUAACCUCCGUAAUGCUAACAACUACUGUUAACCUAAUUUAGACUUCAUCUUAUCAACACUUCUGUUUCCCCUCUACUAUUCGGCUUUGGAACAACUUAGAACCUCACAUAAGACAGAGCAUGUCAGUCUCAGUAUUUAAAGACACUCUCCGUAAGCUUAAAGACAUAAAUAAUCCUAUUUAUUAUUUGACUGGUGACAGGAAAACUAAUAGUUUGCAUGCCAGAUUAAGAUGUAGAUAGUGUACUCUAAAUGACGACUUAUUUCAUGCUAAUUUUAUUGAUUUCCAACUUUGUCAAUGUGGACACUAUUGAGCAUAUAGAAAAUGCUUACCAUUUUUCUUUAAUUGUAACAAGUGUGUAGAUCAGAGAGUAUCGCGAGUUAAAUGAGUUCAUCCCACUAGACCUGCAACUAAUAUUACACAGAAGUCCUGGAAACGGAUAUAUCGGAAGGAAUGGAAAGACAACGGUAAAAGCAAAACAUGGCAUGAGAUAUGAUGAACAUAGAACAGCUGAAAGUAUGGAAUAGCACAAUCUUAAGAAAUGUCAGCUGAGUCGAGUAAGAUCACUCACUGUCUAAAAACAAUACUUUAAAUCUUUCUUGUCAAAAAUUUUCUAAUUAUUCUUCAAAAACUGUAAAAUAAAUUGUAAAUGAAGGAGACUUCUACAUUCUCUCCCUACGCUUUCCUCUAAUUAUCACCCCAUUUCUACUCUUCUUAAACUCACAUUUUCAAAAAAUAAAAUCACUUAAUGUAAAUCCUCUUGUCAUUUGUUUGAUACAAUGUCCAAGGACACCCAGAAUAUUUCAAGAUGAUCUGUUUGAUCUAUGAUGAUCAACGAGUUGGUUGGUUGGUUUUUUUUUUUUUUUUAGAAUUAAUUUAGAAGCUGCCGGGUAAGUUACACUCAGAAAACUAACUUAAAAGUGCUUUAGUUGUUGAGGUUUUGAUAUAUCAAAUGUUAUCAACUUUUUCGACUAUGAAUUAAUUAAAACAAACUUGUGUGUUUGUUAUUGAAAAAAAUAGUCACAUGCUGAUGAACAGAAAAUAAAAUGAUAAACAGAUGA